Carassius auratus (goldfish) is the source of this 2906-nucleotide messenger RNA. RefSeq names its product LETM1 domain-containing protein LETM2, mitochondrial. Gene Ontology annotation, molecular function: ribosome binding. NCBI's taxonomy places the organism in Eukaryota, Metazoa, Chordata, Actinopteri, Cypriniformes, Cyprinidae. Gene Ontology annotation, biological process: intracellular monoatomic cation homeostasis. The transcript is spliced from 11 exons. The record is from RefSeq and is a predicted model, not a curated record. Gene Ontology annotation, cellular component: mitochondrial inner membrane. The coding region runs from base 335 to 1774 and encodes 479 amino acids.
UUCACUCCUCACCCGUUUAUCGGAUGAUCCUCCAGUAGGACAGUCUGUUCCAAAAAAACAACAAUACAUCACCACGGAUGUAUUAACUUAUAUCCCCUUUAGAUUUAAACCUUACGAGCGACAUAACAUCGUGAAUGGAGUAUAUCAUCCCGCAAAAGGUCAGUUUUUCACCCGUACCAUCGCCUCCGAGGAUAUUUGAUCCUCAGCUGCAGGAGGAGCGCCGUCGAGCCGGAUAUUUUUCUCCACAGUCAUCCGAUCUGACACCAUAUCCAAUGAAUACAGCCUAACAGCCGUCAUACCGCGCGGACACGUGCCUUUUCCACAGGACACGAAAAUGGCAGUUUUUAGCUCACAGGUGCUUCUAGCUGUAACGAGAUCAAGGGGAUCCUACUUACUUUCUAAAAGACACGGUUGUGCUUCACUCCCGUCGACUGCAUGCAUACGCUACCAUUCAGAGUUCAUCAGCCAGGUGGCCAUCACAGCCAGGUGUCCCAGGCCGCUGUACCCCUGUUACACAUCCAGCUUCAUCCGUCCUGGUUGCAUAGCUGCACGUCCCCUCCACAGUUCUUGUGCUUGGCUUCAAGAGGUGAAGGACAGCCCUGAACCUGUCAAGGGUGAUCCUGUCCCCGCCGCCUCAGGCACUCAACCACCUGCAGCACCACCAUCAGUGCCAAGAAAGUCCCUGGGACAGAAAGUCCUGGAUGAGCUCAAGCAUUACUAUCAUGGCUUCCGCCUCCUGGGAAUUGACACCAAAAUUGCAGCCAGGAUGGUCUGGAGGUUACUGCACGGACAGCAGCUCACCCGGAGGGAGAGGAGGAGGCUGAUGCGGACAUGUGCCGACUUGUUCCGGCUUGUGCCCUUCAUGGUCUUUGUCAUCGUUCCCUUCAUGGAGUUUCUGCUCCCCGUAUUCCUCAAACUCUUUCCAGAAAUGCUGCCUUCUACAUUUGAGACAGAGUCCAAGAAGGAGGAAAAACAGAAGAAGGGUCUCGCUGCUAAACUAGAGCUGGCCAAGUUCUUACAGGAGACCAUCGGUGAGAUGGCCAGGAGGAACAAAGCAGCCGUUGGAGACGAGACUCAGAAGUUCUCCACUUACGUGCAGCAGGUGAGGCACACUGGUGAACAGCCCAGCACUAAAGACAUUGUGAAGUUCUCCAAGCUGUUUGAGGAUGAGCUGACGCUGGAGCAUCUGGAGCGGCCGCAGCUGGUGGCCUUGUGCAAACUGCUGGAGCUGCAGCCCAUCGGCACCAAUAACCUGCUGCGUUUCCAGCUGAUGAUGCAGCUGCGCACCAUCAAGGCUGACGAUGAGAUGAUCUCCAAGGAGGGUGUCGCUGUAAUGACCGUGGCCGAGCUCCAGGCCGCCUGCAGGAGUCGUGGCAUGAGAUCUUUGGGUCUGACCACAGAUCAGCUCCGACAGCAGCUGCAGCAGUGGCUGGACCUGCACUUGAAAGAGAACGUCCCACCGUCCUUGUUGCUGCUCUCUCGUGCAAUGUACCUGACGGACCUCACUCCUAAAACUCCAGUCAUCCCACCGGUGCCCAAACUGGAGAAAGCCACUCCUCCUCCUGUGGAGGCCGAAACCUCAGCCAAAGAGAAUCCGCUGUCGUCCUCUGUGGAGGCGCUGGUGGACUCUGCUCCGGUCAUCAAAGACAGAAAGUCUGAAGAACUGUUGGAGAAACCCAGGGGGUUGGACAUGCCAUCACCUGAAGCUCAGUUAAUACAUGCUAAAGAAGCAGAGUUGUCACAGAAGUCCAAGAUAAGCGCCAAUGGGAUUUGAGAGGGGCUCAGGGUUUCCUCCAUCACCUUAUUCUGUUGGAGAAGAGCGUGGAGCUUCUGGUUCGGCCUCUUCCACCGCUGCUGCUUCUGCGGAGGGAGCGUCUCUCUCACAGUCCAGGAUUUCAGAGGCCUUGCUGUCUCGCACCUCUCAUACACACUUGAUGGACUACUCGCAUCACAUCCUCCAACAACAUCUGAAUUUAGACAUCACUCCAGCUUGACAUCCGACAUGUUUACAUCUCCCAUCCCCUGAAGAUUUGACAAAUAAUGCAAAUUUGAAACCGGAAAAAGAAACUGCAACUCGGUCCAGCCAGAAAAUGAACAAGGACUCACAAGACUUGCCACUCUUUGCUAAUCUUCAUUUUGUAAAUGUGUAAAUAAAAUGUACAGAACCUGCAUAUUAUAUAAGUGCUACUGCUUUAUACAGUCGGCUGUGUCAUAUGUGUGGGUGAAAGAAGUCAUAUUUUAUUAUCAGGAAUGCAUAUGUUUGCAUUCUGGAUUUAGGUUGGCAGAUGAAAUUGUAAAUGGUCAAGUAUUUUUAUUUUUUGAAAAUUUCUAAUUCCCUUUUCUAAGGGAAUUUUACGUUCACUCCCUCAGGAGAUGUGAUUAGCGGUGUAGCGAUUACGCAAGGCCUGUCUAUGACAGACUGCAGUUUGGCACAAAAACUAGCUGUUGAAUUAGUUCAUAAUCAGCUAUGUCCUCCUUUCAAUCAUGGGUUGAAGUUUUUCCUUGCCGGAAAAUGACUAUUGGAGUCCUUAAGUUUACGUUUCACUUAAAAAUAAUGGAACAGAUGUUUGUUUUUGAUUCACUGUGGCACUGGAUAAACCACUGGUAGGGAAAACAAUAUAGUAUGCAAAACUGUAAAAAUUUUUAUUUAAAAAGCAUUGAAUCCCUCAGAUAAUUGCUUUGUUUAUCCCAUAAUCUGCCUGUAACUCGACUGUUAACUAUUGGCUGAAUUUGUUGCGUAUUUAAACCGACCUGUCCCAGUCUUUCCUGAUGCACUUUUUCAUGUUGAUCAAAAGUGUAAAAUUGAAAAAUGAGUUUGAAACUGCCUGUCAUUACAUUAAACGGUGUCCCAUCUUGUACUGUACAGUCAGAAAGUAAAGGUGCUCAAUGCUCAUACCUCUUUUAAA